Messenger RNA from Solenopsis invicta (red fire ant), 1144 nucleotides. RefSeq names its product chymotrypsin-like protease CTRL-1. NCBI's taxonomy places the organism in Eukaryota, Metazoa, Arthropoda, Insecta, Hymenoptera, Formicidae. The record is from RefSeq and is a predicted model, not a curated record. Gene Ontology annotation, biological process: proteolysis. The transcript is spliced from 7 exons. Gene Ontology annotation, molecular function: serine-type endopeptidase activity. The coding region runs from base 34 to 1125 and encodes 363 amino acids.
UGCGACUAUCUCGUUUGCAUUUAUAUCCAGAAAAUGUGCUACUGCCUGUUACUAUUGUCUUUACUGCCGAUCGUAACAUCGGAGCUGUGCGGGUAUCCUUGGUAUCAGUACAAUACAUGCGAAAAUAAUUCUCUUUCUUGUCCCAGUGAUCAGAAGUGCGCGUACAUUGAGCAAUGCUCGGCGGUUGCAUCCCUAAUGGAUCGAAACGCACUAUCUGCUCACAGAUUACGACAAGCUGUGUGCGGGUACGAUCGAACGCGCAUAAAAAUUUGCUGCAGUGUCGACAGUUAUACCGAACGGCCAGCAUAUCCAGACAGAGAUCUGGAUAUAUAUCCGACGCAAUCAUCUUCAAACUUUCAGUGCGGAAAGACUAUUGUUCGGAGUAAUGUAGACACUUUAGGAUCAUAUCCUUUUGUCGCAAGAAUCGGUUUUAUAAGCAACAAGAAUUCGCUUUCAGAUACAGUAACGGGUGAGAUCAAAUACUCGUGCAAUGGCGUGAUUGUUAAUGAGCGUACCGUAUUGACUACAGCUACAUGCGCACUCGCGAAAUUGAACAGAUACAAAAUAUGCUCUGUGCUUAUUGGUGAAUAUAAUACAGAGUCGAAUCCAGAUUGCAAUGAUUUGUUUUGCGGACACAAUACCAGUAGCCACGACAUAUCGUAUGUAGUAAAACAUCCGGGCUACGACGCCGCAAGUUUUUCCAAAGAUAUCGCCUUACUUCGCUUGAAGAAGGCUAUCGAUUUUACAGCCACAGCUCAACCAAUCUGCUUUAUACCGGAAGACAGAUAUGUUAGCCUAGGAAGUACAUGCACUGUGGUCGGCUGGGGAAAAUUGUCAGGUCAGAAAGCGCAACCACUGACGCAACAGUCAUUACAACUAGAACUCGUACCUAAGCAGCAGUGCUCGGACUAUUUAAGCCAAGCUCUAUCUGUCGAAUUAUGCGCCAAAGGAAACUGUGAACCUUGCUCAGGUUACAGCGGUAGUCCUCUGUUAUACAAAUAUGCGGACACAUAUUUCCUGGUUGGAAUCCUAUCAUUUGGGUCUAGUUGUGACUCAAGCACCAUUUUUCCAUCUGUAUUUGUAAAUGUACAGACAUAUACAAGAUGGAUCUUAGAAAAUUCUUAAGGUUGCAAAAAUAUAAAAA